AUGCACGAUCUCACCUCUGCUUCCGUUUUCGGCCCUGACAACACAAGACACGUCGUGCUCGCCGCUACCAGAGUGGUCGACCUCAAAGUUGAAGCCAUCAUUGUUGAUCGAGACGUAACCCACCUUCUCUCGGGCUCAGCACUUGUAGCAGGACAAAAGACAAGCACAACCAUCCCCGCGGACAAAGUGACCUUGGCUGUUGGCGCAGAAUAUGGCUUUCCCAGUCGUAUCUCACCUGCGGCCGUAUCUAAGGAGGAUGUGGUCCGAGACUUUAAGCGGAUGCAGCAGGACAUUGCUGCGGCACGAGAAAUUCUCGUAAUCGGAGGGGGAUCGACCGGCGUCGAGUUUGUCGGUGAAGUGCUAGACGUUCACCCCAAGAAAGCAAUAACGCUGCUCACUCGCGGUCCUGGUUUAAUCACCAAUGGGCAUGAUGCAUUUGGGUCUGUAUCGAAAAGCCUUCUCUCCCAGCUCGAAGCCAAGGGGGUGAGGGUUUUGCUCAACGACUCGCUCUCGCUCGACGGCAUUCCUGAAGGCCCCGUUGGCAGAAUGGAGACCUUCACGACCAAGAAAGGCGAGACUAUCUCCGCAGACUACGUCAUGCUGUGCAGCGGCAACAAACCGAACACGAAGUGGAUCGCCUCGAUCGAUGCCAACCUCGUCGACCCUCAAACGAAGCUUAUCAAAGUAAACACGACCUUCGGAGUCGACGCCCCCGGCUGGGGGGCCUACUACGCGUUGGGAGAUGCCGCCGCCACGCCUGGCCCCAAAACCUCGUACGUCGCCCAAAAGCACGGUCCCGCGGUCGCACACAACAUCGCUGUCACCAUCAAAGGCGAGACCGAUCAGAGCAAACUCAAGAAAGCGGUCGCCCCACCGGGGAAAAUGAUUGUGGUUCCGCUUGGCAAGAGCGGAGGAGCGAGUUACUUGAUGUUCUUCAGCGCAGGCGGGUGGCUGACGAGCCUUCUGAAGGGAAAGGGCUUGCUCACCGACAUGUUCCAGGGCUGGUUCAAAGCCUAG
Molecule: messenger RNA, 1017 nt
Organism: Sporisorium graminicola
Lineage: Eukaryota; Fungi; Basidiomycota; Ustilaginomycetes; Ustilaginales; Ustilaginaceae
Exons: 1
Coding region: 1-1017 (338 amino acids)
Cellular component (GO): cytoplasm
Molecular function (GO): electron-transferring-flavoprotein dehydrogenase activity; flavin adenine dinucleotide binding
Source: RefSeq, a predicted model, not a curated record